UAAUGUUCAUGUUCUACUUGUCCCAGUGGGGCUACUAGACUAGACUUAGCUCUAGACUCUAGAUCUAAGAUCUAGAUUUAGCUAGAUUAGGACAUAUGAUAUUGAUAGAGCUUAGAUCUAGAUUGGAGUCCUAGAUUAGUAGAUAGAUGUAGACUAGAGUCAAAGAUGUUGACUGUACUGUUCUAAAUCAAGACUACAAUCUAGACUUAGUAACUUAGAGUAGACAUCUAUAUUAUUCUAGACCUAUAUUAUAUAAUAUAUAGACAGGUCUAAUAUAUGAUAUUCAAUUUCAAUAAUAAAUUUUUACUUCAAUCUCAAGUAACAUGGAUCAAAUUUAAAAUAAGACUUACAAUUACAAAAUGGACUUCCAUUCCGUUGGCAGUGAUUCAAAAAGUUUAGAAGAUGACAAAGGUUCAAUUAGUAAUUCAGGCUCAAGCAAUAACAUUUGCAAUGGGCACAGAAAUGGAAGCCCAGAUUCUUUUUUUGACUUAACUGGUCAAUUAAAGAUGCCUCUAUUUGGCAUGGACAUUGGAGGGACACUUACAAAGCUUGUAUACUAUGAGCCUACCAAUUUUGAUGAGUUUGACCUAAAAGAGCGUGAAACAUUGCAAACCAUUCAUAAAUAUUUAAUUGGAAAUACAGCUUAUGGAAAAACAGGAAUUCGUGAUGUUCAUCUUGAAAUGGGGAAUCAAACUAUAUGUGGUCGCAAUGGGAAAAUUCACUUCAUCAGGUUUCCAACUGCUCAGAUGUCUGCUUUUAUUGAUUUGGCUAGAGGGAAAAACUUUUCAGGGCUGGCUAGUGGAAUCUGUGCAACAGGAGGUGGGGCUUACAUGUUUGAGGAAAUAUUUAAAAAAACAGUGAAUCUCACAUUACACAAAUAUGAUGAGUUAGAAUGUCUACUCAAGGGAAUCCAUUAUAUAGACAGGCACAAUCCUUCCGAAUGCUACUACUUCAGCAACCCCAGAGAUACUGGGUGCAGUGAAAAGCUACCAUUUGACUUUCAUAACCCUUACCCUUAUUUAGUUGUGAACAUUGGUUCUGGUGUUAGUAUAUUGUCUGUCCGAUCUAAGACUGAUUACAGUAGAGUUUCUGGUACCAGUUUAGGUGGUGGAACAUUCCUAGGACUUUGUUGUCUUUUAACAAAUUGUGAAACUUUUGAAGAGGCAAUUGAAUUGGCUUCUAAAGGUGACAGCACAAAUAUUGAUAAGCUUGUGAAAGAUAUCUAUGGUGGGGACUACGACAAAUUUGGACUUAAAGGAGAAACUGUUGCUUGCAGUUUUGGUCAAAUGAUGAGUCAAGACAAAAGAAAGAGUGCUAAAAGAGAGGACUUGGCUAGAGCAACACUUGUGACCUUGACCAAUAAUAUAGGCUCUAUAGCAAGGAUGUGUGCCAAAACUGAGAAAAUAGAAAGAGUAGUUUUUGUUGGUAAUUUUUUAAGAGUCAAUGAAAUUUCCAUGAAGCUCUUAGCAUAUGCAAUGGAUUAUUGGUCUAAUGGUUCUUUAAAAGCUCUAUUUUUACAACAUGAGGGUUACUUUGGUGCUAUGGGAUGUCUGCUAGAAUAUCUUCAAUUAAACAGUGGAUUGAUCUAGUUGUUUCCAUCCAUGUUACAAUGACCAAACUUCCAUUUUUAUAUGAAUGUUUGUUAGACAAUUUACAAUAAAUACUUAAAAUAUUUCAAUAUUGUAUGGUUAUUAGAUUUAUGUGCUGCUGAAUCUUAUUUUUUUUAUAAUUAGCAGUAAUUAUGUUAUCCUGAGAUGUAUGCCUUUUCAAGGGUUUUUCAUGCUAGUUAGUCACUUAUCUAGCAAAUCAAAGUAAAAAAUAACAACAUUGUUUCAUGGUAAAAUUACUAAAAAAAAAUUUAUAAUGUGUUUUCAUAACUCAUUAACUUAAAAAUUGAAGUGUUAUCAAUGGUUUAAGGUUAAGAAACAAAAAAAUAUUUUGAGGGGCCAAUUAGCAUUUGUCAUUUUUGUUAAUUCUAGAUAUAAAAUUUCUUAGUGAUUUAAUUGAAUCCUGUUACUGUUAUAGAUCUUAAACAUGUUUUUGUUUUUUUUUUAUAAUAAAUAUGAAUAAACGAGGUCAAACUGUAUUUACUGGAUGAGAAAGGUAAUUAUUUGACAUCUCAUAUUUUAUCUCAAUGCAUUAAAACUUUUUUUUUAUUUCCACUUUUAUAUGAGUAGAGCACACUUAUUAAGCAGAAGUUUUUUGUGUAGUGUUGUAAUAACAUUACAUUAGAAUUCAUUUUGUGUGAAAAUAAUUUAAUUAUUUAACUUGUUAAGUUUCUAAUUGAAACCUUAUAAAAAUUAUUAGACCUGGUAAAGAGUAGAUAAUAACAUUGCCAUGGCCUUUGCUUUAUGUGGAUAUAUUGUGAACAACAUAAUGAUCAACCACUUUUACUUUCAGGUGUGAGAAAUCUAUUCUGAAUUUGGUGAAGUUGAAUGUGCUGUAUAAUUCUUAGUUAAAUAUUCACUAAACACAAAGGAUCUAUGGCAAACUAGCUAUUUGCUAAAGCUAGUUUAUUAGAUUAUAUUCUAUCUUCUCUAAUACAUAAUGAAGAUGUUUGGCACAGUUAUUGUCUUACAUACAAAGGAGCAGUGCUUUUUUUGUGACAGUACCUUUUUCAAUGUGGGGAAAAAACUAUUACUUUUCUUGUAUUUUAACGUUUAUUAUUCAUUUAUUAGUAGAUAAAAGUUAGGCAAUCCAUCACUGAGUACUGGCUCCUAUUUUUUUUACAAAAAAAAGCUAUGCUAAGGAGUAAUUUAAAAAAAUAAAAGCUGGGAAAUAUUCAUGUUAGUCCUCAUCUUAGCACAAAGAUAAAUUCUCCUAAGACUCAGUGUACGUUAUCUUACCUUUUCGUAAAUGGCAGCUUUAUUGAUGUUACUACCUGUACAUAACAACAACUCAUUAAAGCCUGGUAUUUAAUCUUUGAAGUCAUUAGCCAUAUGAUGUUAUUUUUAUAUCACAGUCUUCAGUCUCAUGGUUUCAUUGAUAGGUCCUUUUUCACUUUUUGAUUUGUAAAGUAUUCCUUGAUAUGAGACCUUUUGGGUACUUACCAUAAGACAAACUUUUUGAUUCAAACAUUUAUGUAACAAUGGUUAUUUACAAUUAUUUGCUAUGCAAAUGAGCACACAUUGUUAAUGAGUAUUACAGUAUUUUGUUGUUAAUAUGUUGCCCAUUUGCAAUAUGUAAUACUAUUUCUGGGAAAUAUUUAAUUGUCCAAAAACAUUUAUUUCUUUUGAUAGAUUUUAAAAUAAUAAAUUUGUGUUACUUUUUCACAAAUCACAAGAGUUAAUUUUCAUGAAAUCAGAUAAUUUAUUAAACAGAGUUUAAAUUUUUUUUACUAGCACUUUUGUGGUGACAGCCUACAAAAAUGGUGCUAAAUUCUAAAGGAUGAAAUCUUGAUUUUAAUGUUUUGUUUUCAAGCAAUGUCUGUCAAUAAUUAUUUGUAAAUGAUUAAAACAAAUUUACAGCCAUGUAAUCAUUUCAAACAUAAACAGUGUUGAAAGUACUUGGUUAGGUUACUUAAUAAAUAUGUAAUAAAAAAAGGGGGUCUAGUAUAUCUGUAACAAUUAAUUUUGUGAAAUUUCAGACGUUAUCUAAGAUAUUGUUCAUUAAACAUACAAACAUACAAAAUAUUAAGAAGUCUUUAUAUGUAUUUAUACUUCUUAUAGCUCAAAAUGUACUGUAAAAAAAACCCCACUAAAUUAUCGAACAAAUACAUCUUCAGAAACCCUUUCUCCAGUUGCAUUAUAUUUGCUGGAAAUGAGAUUUUGCCACCAACACUUAGUGGAGCAUCAAACAAUCUGUUUUUGAUACUGUUUUUAUUUUUUAAGAUUCUUUCAUUUAUUUAUUUUUUAUUUUUGGUCAUUAUUGCAAUAAAAAAAAAGCCAAGCAUUAAUAAAGUGUUUUUCCAAAUCAAUUUGGAUUGUAUUUUUUCCUUUAAAAGAAAAUUGCUAAUUUUAACAAAAUAUUCGUGUUUUUUUUUUAAGUUGUCCCUGGAUAUUAUUUUUUGCAGCACACUUCAAGUACCACAGUUUUAUGUGUAGAUAAAUCCCCACUAGAAUAAAAAGCUUUUUGUUUUCUUAACAUGUUUAGGCAAGACUUAAAAUUAUAAGAAGCCAGUUCUGUGAUUACUUGAAUAGAAAAAAAAAUAAUUUUUGAACUUCUUAUGACCUGUACUACCUAUGCCAGAAAGCUGUUAUGGCUUAUAUUUUUAUUUAUUUAUUUUUAAAUUUACAUUUAAAUAUUUUAAAAGCAGUAUUUGAAAUAUUCAGUAAACCAUUUUUAAUGCACAAAUAUUUGCAUCCUCAAGCAAAAUUAUUUUAUUGAAUAAAUGUGGGUUAAAAAGAUGAAGUGUCUUCUUUUUAAAUGUAAGUGUGUGUAUUGAAUUAAUUUCUUUCUAUCUUAAGGAUUUUUUCUAAAUUAUUAAUAUUAUAUUAUUAUUGAGCUCUAAGUAAGACACCUGAAAAUUCUUUAUAGCUCCAAUGCAAUGUGCAUUUAUAGAAUCUGUGUGCAUAUGCUGAAAUAGACAAUAUGGUCUUUAUUUAUUAGCUAUUAUAUAAGCCAAUUAUCUUAGUGACUUGAAUUGUAAAGAUGGAAUAUAUUGUAAUUCUCUCUGUAGAAUAAUUGCUCUCAUGGUUGUUUAUUUUAGGAUUGCAAAUGUUUUGUUUUUUUAAUAGUGCUGGUGCAAAGAAUGUUUAGAAUGUGAUGCUUAUUUUUAUGUAUCACUGAAUUGAGUGUGUAAUUUAUACUAGUGUUUUGUGCUUCUGUGUGUGCAUGAAGUUUGGACCACAUUAAAUUUUUUUAUAUUAGUUACGAGUUUAACUGAUUGUACAAUCAAAAUAUUUUGCUAUGCUAACAAUUUUAUUCUUGAACUAUUUCAACUCAUCAUUCCUUUGAAGUUUAUAUAUUUAAUAAAUACAAUGUAAGACUUGCACACUUGUGGAUAAUGGCUCUAACAUUAUCCACAAGUGUGCAUCUGUAUGCUACAUAGUUUUUUCACAUAAGGGCCUAAGCCUAAAUGCAUUUUUUUUUUUUUACAAAUUUUGGAAGUCCAGUUUUUUUUUUUGUUUUUGUUUUUACAAAGGUUAUAUCAACUCACUCUGUCUGCCUGUCUGGUACUAAUUGUGUAAACAUUAUUUCUCUCAUUUCCCAUUUUCGGAUGAAGUUGAAAUUUGCACAAUUAUUCAUUGUCCCUAACAGAACAUGAAUCAAUCAAAAAAUUAACCAAUUCAUCAAUUAUUUUGUGCUUAUUUAUUGAUUUUGUUUGAUAUUCAAAAUGGAAAUAACUCUUACACUAUUGAGAUAUAUGACUGUAAAUAUCCAGUUCUUUCCCUCCUCCCUAGAUAAAUAAAAGUAUUUUUAUAUUUUGCUUGUUUUUACUUAUGAAAAAUGUUGAUGGUUUACUGUUUAAUUUCAAAGAGGGGAUGGAAUUGUGUCAUUUUUUUUCUUGUAUCACCACAAAAUUUAUAAGCAAUAAAAUUUGUAUUUAAUUGAAAA
Messenger RNA from Biomphalaria glabrata, 5496 nucleotides. Its product is annotated as pantothenate kinase 3-like. The transcript is spliced from 8 exons. Gene Ontology annotation, biological process: coenzyme A biosynthetic process. Bases 360 to 1589 code for a protein of 409 amino acids. The record is from RefSeq and is a predicted model, not a curated record. Gene Ontology annotation, molecular function: ATP binding; pantothenate kinase activity. Gene Ontology annotation, cellular component: cytosol; nucleus. NCBI's taxonomy places the organism in Eukaryota, Metazoa, Mollusca, Gastropoda, Planorbidae.